AUGUGUGACGAGUGUGGGGACACCUUCCUGCAGUGGUCAGGGGUGUGUCCCUCGUGCAAGGCGCUGAACACGAUGAAGGAAGUGCGCGUGGAGACGGAGCAGGCCGCGCGGGGGUCGGGGGGCGGCGCGGGCGUGCGUGCCGCGGCGGGCGCGAUGCGGAGCGGCCCCGCGGAGCAGAACUUGGGCGGCGGGGGCGGCCCGGGGGACGUGCGCAGGGGCCGCGGGUGGGUGGACAGCACGGAGCAGCCCGAGAGCGUGACGGCGCUGGCGAGCGGGAGGACGGGCGGGCCGAGCCGUGCGGUCAUACCGGGCGAGGACGGACAGGAGCUCGGACGGGUGCUGGGCGGCGGGCUCGUGCCGGGGGUGUGUGUGUUGAUUGGGGGGGACCCAGGAGUAGGAAAGUCAACCAUCCUGAUGCAGAUGGCCGACCGCAUGGCGGGCAUGGAGGACGCGGCGCCGCUGCCGCAGGGGCCUGUGCUGUACGUGUCGGGCGAGGAGUCGAAGCAGCAGAUAGUGCAGCGGGCCACCCGGAUGGGCGUUGAGCACGGGUCCAACAUCCUGCUGAUGUGCGCGUCGGAAAUCACGACCGUCCUCGACCGGAUGCAGGAGCUCCAGCCACGGUGCGUGGUGCUGGACUCGAUCCAGACGGUGUACCUCGCGGACGCCUCGGGGGCUCAGGGGUCGACGACGCAGGUCAGGGAGUGCACGCGCGCGCUCAGCAUGCUCGCGAAGAACAUAGGGUCCGCGGUGUUCAUUGUCGGGCACGUCACCAAGUCGGGGGAGAUCGCGGGGCCGCGGGUCCUCGAGCACAUGGUCGACACGGUGGUGUACCUCGAGGGCGAGCGCGGCGCGCCCGUGCGGCUCCUGCGCGCCGUGAAGAACCGCUUCGGGGCCACGCAUGAGCUCGCCGUGUUCGAGAUGGAAGGUCUGGGGCUGAAGCCGGUGCCCAACCCCUCGGAGCUGUUUCUCAAGGACCGGGAGCUGACCGAGGGGAAUGGAAGCACGGUGACCGUGGUGGUCGGGGCGUCGUCGCGGCCGAUCCUGGUCGAGGUGCAGGCGCUGUCCACGCCGGUAGCGGAGGGCGGGGGUGGCAGCCGCUCGUUUGGGUACGGCAUCGACAGCCGCCGCUUGAUGCUGGUCACGCAAGUGCUGGCCAAGCACGCGGGCGUCAGGACUUGGGCCAGGGACAUCCUCGCGAACGUCGUCGGCGGCAUCGACCUGCGCGGCGAGCCUGCGGCGGACCUGGCCGUUGCCGUCUCCAUCGUGUCUUCGACGUUCAACAAGCCAGUGCCGCUGGACAUCGCGUGCAUCGGCGAGCUGGGUCUGUCGGGCGAGCUCCGCGCCGUCCCGUCCCUCUCGCAGCGCAUCCUGGAGCUGUCAAAGCUCGGCAUCCGCCGUGCUGUUGUCCCCCUGGCGGGCUUCUCUCCGGGGACGGACACGCACGGAGUCGAGGUGGUGCCGUGCAAGAACAUCCGAGCGGCGUUGCGGGCGGUGUUUCCGGCUUCCGGGGCGGGACGCGACGGUGACGACUGA
Pedinophyceae sp. YPF-701 is the source of this 1533-nucleotide messenger RNA. The record is from the annotation of a GenBank genome assembly. Lineage: Eukaryota; Viridiplantae; Chlorophyta; Pedinophyceae.